Penaeus indicus is the source of this 2285-nucleotide messenger RNA. Its product is annotated as chitin deacetylase 1-like. Gene Ontology annotation, biological process: carbohydrate metabolic process. The coding region runs from base 34 to 1638 and encodes 534 amino acids. The record is from RefSeq and is a predicted model, not a curated record. Lineage: Eukaryota; Metazoa; Arthropoda; Malacostraca; Decapoda; Penaeidae. Gene Ontology annotation, molecular function: hydrolase activity, acting on carbon-nitrogen (but not peptide) bonds; chitin binding; protein binding. Gene Ontology annotation, cellular component: extracellular region. The transcript is spliced from 7 exons.
CGGCUCAGUGAACGGUCUGGGCUGAGCGUUAACAUGACAAGAGUAAGAGUUGCGGUAGUUGCUCUUGCCCUCCUUGGCAUUGCUGCUGCCGAGCGGGUUAAGAGGCAGGCAGUUUCAGACACGACCGAGGAUGAGAGCGAAGCCUUCAAGAGGGAGCUUUGCAAGGACAAGGGCGCCGGAGAGUGGUUCCGUCUCAGCCUGGGUGACUGUCGCGAUGUGAUCCAGUGCACUGAUGCCGGUCUUCAGGCGCUGCGUUGCCCCCACGGUCUGGCCUUCAACCUGGACCAGCAGACCUGCGACUGGAAAGCCAACGUCAAUAACUGCGACAGGAAAGAGAAGACGAAGGUCGUGAAACCUCUCUUCAACACCGUCGAACCCCUCUGCCAGGAAAACCAGUUGGCGUGCGGUGACGGCACCUGUCUGGAUAGGCAGGUCUUCUGUGAUGGAAAAGAAGAUUGUACCGAUGGUUCUGACGAGACCGCAUGUGACGUGAAAAAUGACCCCAACAGCGCCCCCAUCUGCAACAUCGAGGAUUGCCGCCUCCCCGAUUGCUACUGCUACAACGACCCUAACGAGAUGCCUCACAACAUGCAGCCUUCCGAAGUGCCUCAGAUGGUCACCAUCACUUUCGACGAUGCCAUCAACAUCAACAACAUGGACCUGUACGAGCUCAUCUUCAAGCAGCGCUUCAACCCCAAUGGCUGCUCCAUCAAGUCCACCUUCUUCGUUUCCCACAAAUACAACAACUACACUGCCACUCAGGAGAUGCACCGUCUGGGUCACGAGAUCGCUGUUCACUCCAUCACUCACGCAAACAACGAGACCUUCUGGUCCCACGCAAGCGAAGACGAGUACGAACGCGAAAUGGGUGGUGCCCGCGUCAUCAUCGAACGCUUCGCCAACAUCACCGACCAGUCCAUCAUCGGCAUGCGUAAUCCCUUCCUCCGUGUGGGCGGCAACAGCCAGUUCAGGAUGAUGGAGAAGAAUACCUUCCUGUACGACUCCACCAUCACUGCCCCCCUGUCCUCCAAGCCCCUGUGGCCCUACACCCUGUACUACCGCAUGCCCCACCCCUGCCACGGAAACCUCCAGAACUGCCCCACUCGCUCCUUCGCGGUGUGGGAGAUGGUCAUGAACGAGAUGGACCGUCGCGAGGAGCCCACCUACGGGGACGGCCUCCCUGGUUGCCACAUGGUUGACUCCUGCUUCGCCACCAAGCCCGAGCCCGAGCAGUUCUACAACUUCCUGCAGAACAACUUCAACCGCCACUACCAGUCAAACCGCGCUCCCUUCGGUCUGUUCUUCCACUCUGCCUUCCUGAAGAACAACCCCGACAUCCUGGACACUUUCCUCUACUGGUUGGAUGAGACCCUGAAGAACCAGAAGGACGUUUACUUCGUCACCAUGACUCAGGUCAUCCAGUGGAUGCAGGACCCCCGCCCCGUCGGCCAGUUGAACAACUACGAGGCCUGGAAGGAGAAGUGCGUCGUCGACGGCCCACCCUUCUGCUACGGCGGCAACAACUGCGAGCUGGACACUGACGAGCUCCCCGGCCAGACCCUCCACCUGUCCACCUGCAUGCGGUGCCCCAACAAUUACCCCUGGACAAGGGACCCAUUGGGCGAGGGAUUCUUCUAAAGAGCAGUCGCUGUCGCCUUUACGCUGCGCCCUGCCCCCUGGGUGAGCCAGGCCCCCUCCCCUAGGGGUGCAGUUGCUCACUUGUAAAUAUUGUUUUAUAAUUUGUACAUGAUUGUGUCUAGGCAAGAGUCGCCGUGUUCCAUUCUGACACCCGUCUGUCAGUUACGGCGCCAUGGCAUACCGAGACAGGUCAGCUAGUUGCCACGGCGAAGAACCAUGACAGGCUGGGGCAGGUCCUUCCAGUGGGACCACGCAGGGUCGAAUCCCCGCAAGAAGACCCUAAACCUGGGAAGAUUCCAGCGGGCGGGCCCCUACCAUAUUUAUUGGAGCUGGAGGAGCCCUCUUUCCUUCCUUUUCACGCAUCCCAUAACCUUUCCUACCCCCCUCCCCCUUAGAUCUCUCGUCUAUAUAUUUUUUUUUCUUUUCCUUUUUUUUCUUUUUUUAUGAUUAUCAUCAUUAUUUUUUUUUACCGGGCCAACACUAAAAAAUAACAACAGAAAACACCGCGCCUCCAGAAACCCCACCAUCAUCUACGCACAACUGAGGUUCAACCUAGCUGUGAUGAUCGUCUAGAAGUAGAGCGUCACUUGUUUUUACCUUCCAUAUUAUGUUUAAAUGUUACCCAAUAAAAAAAUAUUAUUCCUCAA